UUGGCGCCUCAAACGCUGCAGUUCAUCACCUUACUUUUAGAGAGCUCACAUUGCACGUGUUCUCGGAGGAAUAUUUCCCACUGGGCCUUGUUCGGCUGCUUUGAAUGUAAAUUAUAAGAACGCACGCAGGGCUCAAGCUGAUUGAGUUUUUCUUUUUUAUGUUGUAUUAUAUAGUUAUUAUUUUUGUCCUUAUUUUCCUGAAGCGGCGUUGGCAGUAAGUUAGACAGAUGAACUCCGUGUGCAAAGACAAGGAGGCCAGCUCGGUGACGUUUGUUGAAGACCUGGGUCAGGGUGACCUGAACUUCGAUGACCUGUUCACGUACGGCCAGUCCUACGGCGAUGCCGCGUUGGGCUUCAGCACUGGAGAAGCAGAGGAAUCAAGUCUUUUUCCGCAGGGGUCCCACAGCCCCCCUCCGGGAACGCUCUACCCACACGAGGGGGACGUGGAUGUGGGGCCCUGCAGCCGAUCCCUCCGUGGCAGGUCUCCCCUGGGGGUCUCCGGGGGUUAUGAGGAAAAUGACUACUUGGAGCACUCCGGGAUUGUCGGGGGUGGCCCGAGCCCACGGAUCGAGAUCACACUCACGCACGAGCAGCACCAUCACGGCUCGCUGGGGGCUGCAUCGCUCACGGUGCCCAGCCACUCGCUGCCGGUGCCCAGGCCUGAGGGCGGGGCCUAUCGGGAGACAGCGUGUCCGAGUCCGGCCAGCAGCAACUCCUCUACGAGCUGGCACUCGGAGAAUCUCUCCCCCUGGGCAUCACCAUGCGUGUCUCCAGGAGGGGCUAGUCAGAUUCCGGCUGACUUCCGAAGCUUCCACAUAGGCUCCCCGCACGCAGGCUCUCCCCACACCUCUCCUGUGGGCUCCCCACGUGCCCGCUCCCCCUCCCCCCACCCCGGCUCCCGCUCCAACUCUCCCCAGGGCAAGCGCACCUAUGCCAUGUACAGUAGCCCCACCCACUCCCGGAGCCCCUCCCCUCGAGGAGGAGGAGGCCACACCCCUAUCCUGCCUGGCACCAACCACUCAACCAAUGGCAUUGAGACCUUCACCACAGGCUCUGUCCCCACCAAGGUUGUUAAGACCCACCUGGAAUACCCUGGAUACGUCGUGAGCCAACCAGAACCUUCCCCGUCCUCCUGCCCAUCGCACCUGAGGAGCACGAGCAGCACGGAGGCCUACUAUGUCAUAAAUUCCUUCUUGCCCAGUCAGGUGUUCCCCAGCAGUAUUCCGAUGGUGUCCCUGCCCCCACUAGAGUGGCCCAUUCCCAGCCGCCAGGACCCCUACGAGCUCCGUGUGGAGGUGCAGCCCAGACACCACCACCGUGCCCAGUACGAGACCGAGGGCAGCAGGGGGGCUGUGAAGGCGUUGGCUGGGGGCCACCCCGUGGUGCAGCUCCAUGGUUACCGGGGGCAUGAGCCACUGGGCCUGCAGAUCUUUAUUGGAACUGCUGAUGAGCGAAUGCUCAAGCCCCACGCCUUCUACCAGGUCCAACGCAUCACGGGCAAAUCCGUCAACACCGUCAGCCUUGAGAAGAUGAUCAACGGCACCAAGGUGCUGGAGAUCCCACUGGAACCCAAGAACAACAUGACUGCCACAAUUGACUGUGCUGGCAUCCUGAAAUUGAAAAAUGCAGACAUCGAGAUGAGGAAAGGCGAGACAGACGUGGGCCGGAAGAACACUUGUGUCCGCCUCGUGUUCCGUAUCCACAUCCCUCAGCCCGGGGGGCAGUACAUCUCCCUUCAGACAGCGUCGGAUCCCAUUGAGUGCUCCCAGAGGUCGGCCCACGAGCUUCCAAUGGUGGAGAAGCAAGACAUGGAGAGCUGCUCAGUCCUUGGGGGCCAGCGGAUGAUCCUGACCGGGCAGAACUUUACCUCAGACUCUAAGGUGGUCUUUUCGGAGAAGACACGCGAAGGACAUCACAUCUGGAAGGCAGAGGCUACGGUGGACAAAGCAAAGAGCCAAGCCAACAUGCUCUUUGUCGAGAUCCCAUCGUACCGGGACCCAGCCGUCAGCCAUCAAGUCAAGGUGAAUUUCUACGUGAUUAAUGGGAAGAAGAAACGCAGUCAACCGCAGCACUUCACAUACACUCCCCUAGCAGUCUCAUGUAUAAAAACUGAGCCUCUGGAUGACUACUUGCAGAGUCAGGUCUCGGGGAUGUCUUCCCAUGCUUACUACCACAACUCCUAUGGUUUCAUCAACACUGAUGGCUGUUUGCUGACAAGCAUGGCACCAUGCCAGCAAGUGUGCUCAAUCCCUGCUGUCCCGGACCCCACCCUCCAGGAGCCGAACGCGGGUGCCGUAUACCCCCAAAGUGGCAAGAGCCUCUACCAGAGGCCCAUCCUGAUUCACGCUGGAUCUCCAAGCCUCUCAUCCUCUGCUGCCCCAUCCACUUUUCAGCUGUCAGCCUCCAGCCACCUGCUCACCACUUCUGCCCCAUCCACAGAGCUCCAGCAUGCCACAUGUGUUGAUGGAUACGGUCAGGCUACUGCCGGAACCAAUGUCAUGGCAUAUUCUACUGUUGCCCAACCGCAGCCAAGGGUUAGGGCCUCCCUGGGCCCAGCGAACACCCUGAGGGGUCCUGCUCCUGAGGAACUGGCACCAGCAGCUCUGGAGAAGGUGACCAUCAAGCAGGAAAAUCUCGAUCAGGCCUACCUGGAUGAUGUUAACGACAUAAUAAGGAAGGACCUGACUGUCCACAGGCGAGGUCAGACAUAGAGCGAGGAACUGUCGAGGAUCAUGCCUCUGGAAACUUCUCUGGGGACUCCGUUAAAAGCCAGUUAACGUGGUUUCCAGAGCCGGCCGUAGGUUCAGCUUUUGCUGAAUGUUCAGAUGUUAUGUCCAUCGCUAUCUACCUGCAAAGUCAUAACUGCAUUCCAUCAUCUGCAUCUUGACACCAGAUCAUUUGCAUAAGCAAGCAAACCUUGCGGGUAACAGCUAGUCCCACUUAUCCUACACAUCUCUUUGUAUGAUCAGCUAGCUACAUUUGUGAACAUAUAUUUUGAAGACAACUUUUGCCCACCUAAAAUAUGGCCAAUUACAGUAUUCAUGUUUAGGGAUCAGAUUCUGUGUUGACCUCUAGAGAAACCGUUGUAUUUAUUGCUCAUGAAUAUUAUAUAAAAUAUUACAUAGAACAGUUUUUUCUGGCCUAUGUCUUACUGCCAAAAAAUUGAAAUGAAAACCAAUUUAAAAUAUUUUUCUUAAUUUUACCAUUGAAAAAUGCUUUCGCACAUCAGUUGGUAUAGAUUUUAAAUAUAUGCUUUUACGUCUGGCAUCCGAUGAGUUAGAAUUUUGUACAUAGUUUUUAUUCUGCUGGAAUGUAUGGGAUGUGUGAUCAUUUUUCAUUCAUUGUGCCCCUGUGUCCAAAAAAGCAUGAGUUUGUUGUUUUAUGUGAAAAAGCUUAAUGAUGAAUCAAUAUAUAAUA
Scleropages formosus (Asian bonytongue) is the source of this 3417-nucleotide messenger RNA. RefSeq names its product nuclear factor of activated T cells 2b (gene nfatc2b). Gene Ontology annotation, biological process: cytokine production; calcineurin-NFAT signaling cascade; regulation of transcription by RNA polymerase II. Gene Ontology annotation, cellular component: transcription regulator complex. The record is from RefSeq and is a predicted model, not a curated record. NCBI's taxonomy places the organism in Eukaryota, Metazoa, Chordata, Actinopteri, Osteoglossiformes, Osteoglossidae. Gene Ontology annotation, molecular function: DNA-binding transcription factor activity, RNA polymerase II-specific; transcription factor binding; RNA polymerase II cis-regulatory region sequence-specific DNA binding. The coding region runs from base 228 to 2711 and encodes 827 amino acids. The transcript is spliced from 10 exons.